GUUACAGAAAGUCGCCAUCUUUGUAGAUAUAUCUUGUGUUUUGAAGUUUAACCGUGGUUAAAAAUGAUUUUGUAUUGAUGUUGUUGCAUAUAAUGUCUACCGUAUAAUGGUUCAAAAACUCCAUUACACAGAAUAGAGAACUACAGCUAUUUGUCAAACUGCUUACUGCUUACUGCACGAAGUUCAUCAAGCGAUUCCAAAUUGGGAUGGGUGCCUUUCUGGAAAAGCCAAAAACAGACAAGCACAAUGAGCAUGGGUCGGGCAACGGGCUGCGCUUCGGUGUCAGCAGCAUGCAAGGAUGGAGGAUAGAGAUGGAAGAUGCUCACUCGGCAGUUGUCGGUCUCCCACACGGGCUCAAGGACUGGUCGUUUUUCGCAGUUUACGAUGGUCACGCCGGUGCAAAAGUCUCCGCUCAUUGUGCUGAACACCUGCUGCCAGCCAUCGUGAAUGCAGAGUCUUUCAAAUCGUCGAUGAAAGGGACUCAGCUGUGCCCAACGUCUGAUAAUGUGGUGCAUGGUGUCCGCGAGGGCUUCCUGGUACUGGACGAGACCAUGAGACAACUGCCGGAGAUCCAGAGUGGCGAGGACAAGAGUGGGUCUACGGCCGUGUGUGUGCUGCUGUCGCCGAUGCAUAUCUACUUCGGCAAUUGCGGCGACUCCAGAGCUAUUCUAUGCAGGGACAGGAAGUUGUUCUUCAGCACUCAGGAUCACAAACCGGUGAAUCCUGUGGAGAAGGAUCGCAUACAGAAGGCAGGUGGCAGUGUGAUGAUCCAGCGAGUGAACGGCUCUCUCGCCGUGUCGCGUGCGCUCGGAGACUAUGAGUACAAACAAGUGGAGGGCAAGGGACAAUGUGAACAGUUGGUUUCACCCGAGCCGGAGGUGUUCAUGCAGGAGCGGGACUGUGAGAAGGACGAGUUCCUAGUUCUGGCCUGUGACGGCGUCUGGGACGUGAUGUCAAACGAGGACGUUUGCGAAUUUGUCUCAUCACGAUUAGCAAUCUGUGACAACUUUGAGUCCAUCUGCAACCAGCUCGUUGACACUUGCUUGUAUAAGGGUAGCAGAGAUAACAUGAGUGUCGUUCUCGUAGCCUUCCAGGGAGCCCCUAAACUGUCAAAAGAAGCUAUUGAUAAGGAGAACGAAUUGGAUGCAUUGUUAGAAAAGAGGAUACAACAAAUUGUUGAAUCCGGAGAUAAUCCUGAAGAAGUAGGUUUGUGCGAUGUCAUCCACUUGCUGGCAAAUGAGGAUAUUCCAAGCCUGCCGCCUGGUGGUGGACUUUGUGCCAAGAGAAGUGCGAUAAAGUCUAUCUUCAACCGUCUAUAUCCAAACCAAAAUAACGAUACUGAACCCGUACAACAAUCUUAUCUUUUUACGUCCUCUAUGCAGUCAAACAGGGAAGAGACGUUGUAGUGUGGUGCCCGCGUGUGGUUCGCGUGUGAAACGGCAGGCUUAGUUGUUCUGCACGGCACUUGAAUUCGGGUCCGUGCACAGAGACUCACUGCAUCGCUACCAGUGGAGGUUCUUCGAGCCACGUUUCUGCCACAGGGCGAUCCAAUACCUGUGUUGCAUCAAACAGCGGCAGGACUGGAUUUCAAAGUAUGAGAAUAUUAUAUAUUGUAUGUCAUGGCAGGCCUGUUGCAGAAGUUGAAGUACUCAUAAAUGUAGUUAUGAAUACAUACAGCUGGUAUAUGAUAUCAAUGUAUGCUUUUAAAAGUAUUCUGUUACUUUUUUGUUGGCUGUUUUCGCUUUGAUGAAAAAACGGGCUACUUAAAAGACUUCAUAAGUAGGUCGAUAGUAUUUAUUAUAUUGUGGGGAACGUGCCUAAUCCGUAAAUCAGCAGUCACACUUGUCAUGCUAUGUAUGCUAGAUUGCUGCUCACUAUGCUCUCGCAACGAGUUCGAUUCAUGCUACUAGGGCUUCGUGGCUCCCUGUAUGAAGAGUUGUUUGCUGGGGCUGGUGCAUGUGCAUGAUUUGUGCCCAUUAGCAGUGUUAAAUUCUUGUUUCUGUGGAGCAGCAGCUUGGGUUCUGUAUGUAGCUGUACUGUCUGUGCAUUCGUUGCUGCUAUUGACAGUCACACAGCCUGUCCCAUGAAUGCGCAACCAGUGAUACAUGCCAUGCUUUCUUUCUGCGAAUGCCUGCACCUCUGAGUUAGGGGGAGAGGGUGACGACCUUCACUUUUGACACUAGUAUCUGCUGUUCAGGGUAGCACCACGCUGUUAUCACUGCGGUGCUGAGUUCAUAUAGAUAUACAGAGAUGCCAACCACUACGAUUUAUCCGUAUUUUAUACGAAUUUCUAUUCCUUUGCACCACUACGACUAGUUUGUAUCAAACUACGAAUUUCACUGUGAUCGGAAAAAAAAAUUAUUUUUGGUUCGUCAGUCUAUAAUCAUGAUAAUACACAAGGGAAAAAAUACACGGGGGCGGCAGGCGAUUUCGCCCCCGAAAUGCCAAAAAGAGCCCCCGAAAACAUGAUAUCGGGGGCGACCUCAAAAGAAAAAGUCGCCCUGGAAAUCGAUUGUCCAGGUCGGUCCCGUGCCUUGCCGCUCUCGCUCGGCGUUGCUGCGCUGCGAUGCCUAGGCCUCUGCCGGUUCCACGGCGUGGUAGAAUUCAUGGUACGGUGUGACUGUCAAGUGUUUACCAUUUAAGCAUGCAUAAUACAAUGUUUCAUGUGCGUGGCAGCAUAUGUACUACAAUUUAGAACGUGUGUGUGUGUGUGUAAAAUUAAUAAUCCCCCCUCCCUCGAACUACUAAUUUGAUGGCCAGAAACUACA
Molecule: messenger RNA, 2768 nt
Organism: Priapulus caudatus
Lineage: Eukaryota; Metazoa; Priapulida; Priapulimorpha; Priapulimorphida; Priapulidae
Product: protein phosphatase 1B-like
Exons: 6
Coding region: 207-1406 (399 amino acids)
Biological process (GO): protein dephosphorylation; negative regulation of stress-activated MAPK cascade
Cellular component (GO): nucleus; cytosol
Molecular function (GO): manganese ion binding; protein serine/threonine phosphatase activity; magnesium ion binding
Source: RefSeq, a predicted model, not a curated record